Molecule: messenger RNA, 4091 nt
Organism: Mercenaria mercenaria
Lineage: Eukaryota; Metazoa; Mollusca; Bivalvia; Venerida; Veneridae
Product: carbohydrate sulfotransferase 15-like
Exons: 10
Coding region: 953-2551 (532 amino acids)
Biological process (GO): hexose biosynthetic process
Molecular function (GO): N-acetylgalactosamine 4-sulfate 6-O-sulfotransferase activity
Source: RefSeq, a predicted model, not a curated record
UUCAGUACUGUGAGCAAAUUAUAGUGUUGGUUUAUAAAGUAUAGUGAAGGAACGGGAUAAAUUUGGAUUUGUUGACAAUCAAUAACAGCCCGUAUCAAAAUAAUGAAAAUAGUCAUAUAAGUGAAAGAAGAACUUAUAUCUAUAUUAUAUUGAUAAUUUUAUGUACAAUGUGGUAAUUAUUUUGAGAAUGUGCAGCCACUACUGUUGGAAUAUAGCAUAACUGGAUAUAAGCAAAUCAUUGUGCCUGGAAAUAUCAGUUUAUUAAACACUCGAUAAAUAAAUACAUAAAGAAAUAAAUUAAUUACUAGAUGACUGUUAUUUUUUCUUUCGAUUUAUUGGAUUAUUGCCGUUUAAGAAGAAUCAAAUACAAAUGGUACGUCUUUGAAGAAAGGGGAACAUUAAGGUCGGCAGCGAACUUACGGCAAAAUGUAUAUUAACUAGUAUAUUGACUGGGGAAUAAUUAUGAAUGUAGGUAUUUCAUCGUGCGCCCUAACAGGAGUGAAAAAGUAGGUCAAUAACUUGAAUUUCAUGUAACAUUUUACUAAUGUUUCUCAAGUUGGCAUAGCAGAUUUUUUUUCGUGUGAGAUGCCUAUUAAGCUCAUGUAACAUAGGGCGUCUGAUUAUCUGUGUACUUACAUCCAACGUUUGAUUCGGAGAAAAAUAUUUCUUCAGACUUGUUCUACUGUCUUAUAUAAAUGUCGAGAGUAAGAUUCCAUGCGUUUCUUGCUAUAAGUGAAUAAAAUCAGGACGACUGAAUAAUGGAAUAGCAAACUCGAGUAUGCAGCUGUCUCGACGUUUAUAAGGAACUUUGGCAGUAAAAAUCGACGAAUUAGCUAUUUGCGAAUUAUUGGGACACUUUGAUAUGGAGUGGUUCAUUGGACCAAUACGCAGUUUUGGCAACUGGGCGGUUUAGGUUUCAUUAACUAUCGAAAUGCAUUAGAUGUGAAAAAGCAUGAAGAACAUGGCUAGGACUGUGGUUUUCUACAGACGAAUUAUCAGGACUUUGGUUUUAUGUAUGGUGGUUGCCGUCUGCAUCAAAAUUUCCUUAAAUCCCUCUGUACUGAAAAUGGCCCACGCCGUUGAUUUCCGUAAUCGGAAAUCGUACAAUUUUGCAGGAAAUUAUUCGUAUGGAAGUCCUGGUCGCAGCACUAUACGCACGUACACUUUAGAUAUGUUACGUCAUACCAAUAGAAAUACACAGGAAACCAACUGGCAGACGGCAAACAGAUGGCAGGCAGCUAACAACUUGCAAACUGCAGGCCACUUACCGACGGCUAGCAAUUUACAGACAGAUGACAACUUUCAGAUGACUGCGGCAGUAGCAAAAUCGACGACGACUAUGAGCACACGAAGCAUUACUAACCAUUUUAAAGCAGUGGUUACUCACACCAAAAAUAAACAAACUUUGCUGAUAAAACCAUCAAACAAAAGUGAUACAACUAUCAUAUUAAAAGAUUUAAAUCUAGACACUAAUUCUACAAAGAAGAGUCUACAAAAACAUCCGAAUCAAGUCGACUUUGAGAUGAUUACAUCAGGGAGAUUCAUACCAGAAGAUCUCAUGAAACAGGGUCCUUUCCGGUUCCUGAAUAACUAUAAAAAUCCCUGUUGGAAAGCUACCAAAAAGUAUAGAACAGACCCCUCUAUCCGCUGUCUGCCUUAUUUCUAUCUGAUUGGUGCCCCGAAGUCUGGAACAACUGAUAUGCACAGAAGGCUUAUCCAACAUCCGGAUAUAUCCAGGCUUGUGGUGAAAGAACCUCAUUGGUUGACCAGAAAACAUUACUAUGCACAUGGUAAGGCGGGAGGACAUUCAAAUUUUACAGAUUAUCUCCGGUACUUUACCUUCGCGACGAGGGAAAUAUAUAUGAAAGAAGAUGCCAAUGGUUACCAUAGCAAAAUAUUCGGUGACUGUUCCGCUUCAACCAUGUGGGACAACGAUUACUGGACAAUACUGCCAGAAUACAGGAAUCUCUCCGAGCCUCGUUAUACAAAUGCAGAUUAUAUACAUCAUUUAAAUCCAAAUACAAAAAUUAUUGCCAUGUUACGAAAUCCAGUAGAAAGGCUGUACUCUGAUUAUUUAUUUUUUCAACACGGAAGUCCACAGCUAUUCCAUGAAGGAGUGGUGAAAAUGAUUAAAUAUACCCAUGAAUGUUUGAAAAGCAACACACUUCGUCAUUGUUUAUACAAACCAGCAAAAGACUUUAUUUCCACACAGAUAAGACUCCGUAUUGGUGUUUAUCAUCUCCAUCUGAAAGAGUACUUGCGCGUUUUCCCACGUGACCAAGUGAUGGUGAUCAAACUUGAAGCUUUUUCAAAUAAAACUGCUCCAUACAUGCAAAAGAUCUUCUCAUUUUUAGAAAUACCGGAAUUAGACGACAAAGAUUUACAAAAGAUUGCAAACCCAGAACGACACGCAAAUACGAGAAGAAAGAAGGACAAAAAUGCUGGGGAAAUGUUGCCCGAGACAAGGAAAAUGUUGCAAGAAUUUUAUCGUCCACAUAAUGAACUAUUGACCGAGUUACUUGGAGAAAACUUUAAUUACAACACGGACUGAUCAUGUGAAGUUAUUUUUAAUAAAUAUUGUUUUGAAGCGGUUAAAUUUAAAGCUGUCAAUGAGUGUAAACGGUUGCCGUAAUGGAGAAGGGAUUGACUUCUUUUGAUAUGUUAGAAAUGUGUUAUAAGUCAUAUCCUAUUAUUUAUUUUAGAUUUUAAUUUAUAAACAUUGUUUCAUUUUGGUUAUAAAUAUAUGUAAAAAAGCAGUAUUACUAUGAUAGCAUAUUGACCAAAACCAGGGUUUCUUAGUGGUAAGAAUCACUAACUGGAUAGAUCUGCUUUCUGUGAAAGUGAUGAACUGGAUAGAUCUACUUUCUGUGAAAGUGAUGAACUUAGAACAUAACUUAUAAUCUAUGAUUAGAUGUUGUACAUGUGUUAUUCAAUUAUCUCUGCAGAAUACAUGAUGCGUGCGUCAAGUAGAACAGCAGUAUGUUCGUCGGUGUCUAAAGCUUUUGUUGUUUUCUGUUGAUGCCACAGGAGAAAUGAGAUACUACCGUGCUAAAGGCCUUACAAUAAUUAUAGGUUAUUAGCUUUGUAUCGGGAAAUAUGCACGAGCUCUUCAGCGGAAAUAUUGCGCGACUUUGCAAUAUUCUUCCGCUGAAGAACGAGUGCAUAUUUCCCGAUGCAAAGAUAAUAACCUUUUUAUUACAUACGCAUCUACACGUAUAAAUAUAAUGUAAAUAUCAUAAAUAUGUUCAAUAGCCUGAAUAGGAUUGACAAAACUGAACUAAUUAGAAAAUAAUAGUGCAACAACACACACUGAAUUACGUCGAGAACCCAAUAUGAAAUUCAGGCGUCGGUGUAUGGAAAAAUAUUGACAUUUCCGGUACCAGUGUAACUUAACGGGGAAUAGAAAUGAGUAUGUAAUAGUUACAUAUAUUUCUGUUGUGUGACUAUUUAUAGGGAAGUACUGGUUGUGUUUACAUUGUGAAAUCUAGUCAUUUUGCACAUCUCUUUUUAAUGAGUGUUCGAAGUUAAUUGGUCUUCGAAGAACUUACGAUCUUCAGAAUACUGUAGAUCUAGCCAGUCUGCGUCUGCACUGCAGCAAUUAUUUGUUGUUUAUUUAUAAGUUAAAAUGCUUCUGUUGACUUUGAUGUUUCUGUGUUCAUUUCGUUUACUCAAAUUAUUUAUUUACUGCAUUCUAUACAUAAAGCGUGACGUUACUUUCCGUCUAACGGUGCGUCAGUGUGAAAGCGGUACCGUAGUGUACACAGUUGAGGUAGUGGACCGGUAUUGACGGUCGAUAACUUCCGUCAGAUCACGUUUUCUCCGUAUGUAAGUUCGGCAUUCUCCGAUUGUUAUGGAAACCAUUGGACGUGUAGCCGAAAUAACAGACGAGAAAACGAAAUACGGAAACAAAUGUAUUCUGUUGGCUUUCGUUCAUUUGACUUGCUGUUACAAUGGCAUGUUGUGUAAGCCUGAUGGUAACCCAACUGCUAAUUUUAGGGCAUCUCCUUAAAUAAUUAUGGACCCUUUCAGUUUUGUUAAUGCUUAUUCUUUGCUGUACAACAAACUGCAGUAUUAAAAUGAUGUCUCUCUCA